This is a messenger RNA of Theobroma cacao (cacao), 2147 nucleotides long. RefSeq names its product Transducin/WD40 repeat-like superfamily protein. Lineage: Eukaryota; Viridiplantae; Streptophyta; Magnoliopsida; Malvales; Malvaceae. Gene Ontology annotation, cellular component: nucleus. Gene Ontology annotation, molecular function: protein binding; promoter-specific chromatin binding. The record is from RefSeq and is a predicted model, not a curated record.
AUUUGUUUCUUUCUCGGUUCCCUUUGAGAUCCAACUCCAUUUUCCAAAGCGUAGUUUUCAACUUUCCAGUUUCAACCGAACAUCCCAAGCGCCAAAGGUCUUUGUUAUUCUGCAGACAAAUUUACAUGCACUCGUUAUCCCAAACUUAAACCCAAGCUACUUCCUGAUCGUCAACCGCUUUCUCCGAUCCACGUGGCGCGUUGAUUUUCCGGUGAACGGUCUUUGAUGAAGCGGCGAUAGCAAGUAUAAUGCAAUGGCGGAAGGUACAAUCACGAACGACAGCUCCAAGGGAGACGGAGCCACCGCAAUUCAAAAUAACAACGAUUGUAUCAAUAGCACCGAUAAUGGCACCAAUAAAAUCACUAUAAAGAAAGCGAAUGUGAAGGAUCCGGAAAUUUUUAGUUGCUUGCUUCAACCGGCGACUUCCGAUUCCGAUCGCGAUUACAUCGGCAUUCGCCGAUUUCUUCUUGCUCGCAAAGCCGAGUCCGGUUUUCAUCGCCGACUUGAUUGGAGAUGUAAUGAAAAAGGUUAUGUGGCGUACCGAAAUUACAUUCGUAGGCCAAGAAACUGGGAAAAUUUGCAAAUACCAAGCCACUCGAGUACUCCUGGAAACAGUGGGCGAUGGAUUUCUACUCCAAGUCCACUCUCGCAUUUGUUUAAGGUGGAAAGCUGGAAUUCUAGCAGCAGGGAUCUACGAAGUGGCACUCUGGCUUCAAAUCACAGAACAAGUUUCAGUUCUAGCAUAAGUGAUAGUGAUCGCCCACGUCGACAAGGAGUUGAGCCUGCAUAUUCUUUUGUUGGAAUGCAUUGCAUCUUUGACCAGUGCAAAGCAGCUGUUACAGUUUUGAAGUUUGGGCACAUGAGUUCUGAUCUACUUGCAUAUGGGGCAUCAGAUGGGACUUUGACAGUUUGCACUGUCUCUGAGACACCUUCAGUUAUGAAGCAACUAAAAGGGCAUUCAAAAGAUGUCACAGAUUUUGACUUCUCAUCAAACAAUCAAUAUAUUGCAUCAUCAUCAAUGGAUAAAACUGUGCGAGUAUGGGAGUUAUCAAAAGGCCUUUGCAUUCGUGUAAUAUAUGGAGUCUCUUCACAAAUGUGUAUUCGCUUUCAUCCUGUAAAUAACAACUUUCUUUCAGUUGGUAAUGCAAAUAAAGAGAUCACUGUGUUCAAUUUCAGUACUGGAAGGAUUAUUAAGAAAUCAGUCUUUGACAGUGAGGUUACCUCAAUGGACCAUGAUCAUGCUGGUCAGCUCAUUUUCUGUGGAGAUGCACAGGGAUGCAUAUACACUGUGAGUAUGGACUCCCACACAGGUGCAUUAUCCCGUUCUCAUCGUUAUAGAAGUAGCAGCAAGCAGAAAUGUCCAGUCACAACGGUGCAGUACCGAAGUUUUUCCUUACUGGCCGGGGGCCCUGUGUUGCUGACAUGUACUCAAGAUGGAAGUCUUUCUUUCUUUAGUGUUGCUUUGGAAAUACAAGGUUAUCUAACCCUGCGCUGCUCACUCAAAUUAAGCCCACGAAUACACAGCAUUCGAGCAUCCUUCUGCCCUCUGCUUUCCCUUGAUAAGGGAGAAUAUAUAGUUGCUGGGAGUGAGGAUUCAAAUGUUUACUUCUAUGAUUUAACUCGGCCAAGGCAUACCUGUGUAAAUAAGCUACAGGGUCAUCGUUUUCCAGUUAUAGGAGUAGCUUGGAAUCACGGGGAGAACUUGUUGGCUUCGUCGGACCUUUAUGGAGUAGUUAUAGUAUGGAAGAGAGCAAAAACAAGUUAAACGUCAAUACAUACAGCGAUAAAAGAUAAAAGUUUUAAAGGAAAUCAGCUUUGUUUGCUCAGUUGCAUCAUUCUUUUGUUGAAGUGGCGCAUCCUUGGAAGCAUCUUGAAUGAUUGUAUUCCAUCCUUCAUUGUCUACGGUUGAUGAGGAAACCAAGUGAUCAUUUGUUUGACUCAAAUUUUGUAUUCAUGAUAUAUAUUUUUCUUUAUCUCAUUGUAGUAUUUGAGGAAAUUUGUGGAAAGAAGAAAGUAAAAAAAGAUAGCCCAAUCAGGUUUGAGUUAGGUUAGUUGCUUGUUUGUGUAACUCAUGCCAUUGAACCAAAAAUUGUAGAAUACAUUGUUGUUAUGAAUUCAUUCCUUAAUUUGUCUGUGAUUGAUUUUAA